Messenger RNA from Mycotypha africana, 3246 nucleotides. Its product is annotated as phospholipid-translocating P-type ATPase. Lineage: Eukaryota; Fungi; Mucoromycota; Mucoromycetes; Mucorales; Mycotyphaceae. The record is from RefSeq and is a predicted model, not a curated record. The transcript has 11 exons. Bases 1 to 3246 code for a protein of 1081 amino acids. Gene Ontology annotation, cellular component: trans-Golgi network; endosome; plasma membrane. Gene Ontology annotation, molecular function: ATPase-coupled intramembrane lipid carrier activity; ATP hydrolysis activity; ATP binding. Gene Ontology annotation, biological process: retrograde vesicle-mediated transport, Golgi to endoplasmic reticulum; endocytosis; phospholipid translocation.
AUGUAUAGAGAUUCUCGACCGAUCGCUCUGCGUAAGCUGAAUCCAUUCAAUGCUAAGCAAGGCUCUAAUAGGAAACACCGUACAAGCGAUAGCAUUCAUAGCGACGAGGAUCCAUUAUUAGAUGAGGAAGCAGCUUUGCCGAGAGUUUCUAGUGCUGAAAGUACUAUCAGAUCUCUGAAUUCAGCAUCUACUUUUAAGAAAGAGAGAAAAAAAAAACAACAGAAGUUCAAUCUUUUGUCAAUGUUCAAAAGAAAGAAAGUUUAUAAGCCUAGAACAAUUACAUUCAAUGCAGAUGACAGAGAAAAGCGAAGAUUCUGUGCAAACGUUAUUGUCAACCAAAAGUAUAAUAUCUUUACGUUCAUUCCUGUUGUUCUUUUUGAGCAAUUUGUGAUCUUCUUCAAUUUAUAUUUCCUACUCGUUGCAUUAUCCCAGUUUGUACCUGCCUUGAAGAUCGGCUAUAUACUCACUUAUUUCGGCCCACUGUGCUUUGUAUUAUUCGUUACUAUCAGUAAAGAAGCCCUCGAUGAUUAUCAACGCUACAAACGAGACAAAGAAGCCAAUUCGCAAUUAUAUAGAAGAUUAACUCCUUCAGGACAUCAGAAUAUACCCAGCUCCAAGAUUAAAGUGGGCGAUAUGAUACAUAUUAUGAAAGAUCAAAGAAUACCAGCAGACAUGAUACUACUACGUACAACAGAGGAGAGUGGCGCUAGUUUUAUUCGUACAGAUCAAUUAGAUGGUGAAACCGAUUGGAAGCUACGACUUGCAAUCCCCUCCCUACAGUCAUUACCUUCAGAUCAAGAUUUGUUAGAUAUCAAAGGAAGCGUUUACGCCGAUGCGCCACAUAAGGACAUCCACAGUUUUGUGGGAAAUCUCACUAUUAUUGAUGACCAUACGCAAUCAGAAAGAAUUGAGCCCCUGGGUGUAGAAAACACCAUGUGGACAAAUACCGUCUUAGCUUCUGGUUCAGCUGUAGGCUUCGUUGUAUAUACAGGCAGCGACACUCGUGCUGUGAUGAACACAAAUCACCCGAAAACGAAAGUGGGUUUGAUAGAUCAAGAGAUUAAUGGUCUGGCCAAAAUUCUCUUCGCUGUCACUUUGGCUUUAUCCGUAUUAAUGGUUGGACUGAAUGGUUUCCGUGGAAUAUGGUAUAUCUAUGUAUUUCGGUUUUUGAUCUUAUUUUCUUCUAUCAUACCUAUUGGGUUGCGUGUCAAUUUGGAUAUGGGUAAGAGUGUGUAUGCUCGACAGAUUGAACAUGAUAAGGAGAUUAGAGGCACAAUAGUCAGGACCAGUACGUUACCUGAAGAAUUAGGACGUAUAGAAUAUUUGUUGACUGAUAAAACCGGUACGCUUACACAAAAUGAUAUGGAAUUGAAGAAGUUGCAUAUGGGUACAAUGUCAUAUAGUCAAGACACCAUGGAUGAAAUUCAGUCAUAUCUUGUGAACAUUUUUGAAACCUCACACGAUAAUGGGAUGAUAAACAAGGGCCGCCGACAUAUUGCAUCGCGUGUUCGCGACAUUGUACAGGCAUUAGCCCUUUGCCACAAUGUCACACCUGUAAUAAGUUUUGAUGGCAAUAUAACUUAUCAAGCUUCUAGCCCGGAUGAAGUAGCUAUUGUCAAAUGGACAGAACAGAUGGGUCUUACACUGGUGAACCGCGAUGUUAAUACAAUCGAAUUACGCGUUGAUGGCACAAACCAGGUACUUUACUUUGAUGUGUUGAACAUUUUUCCUUUCAGCAGUGAAACGAAGCGUAUGGGUAUUAUUGUCAGAAAUAAGCAGACGCAGGAAAUCACGUUCUACGAAAAGGGUGCUGAUACGGUUAUGGCAAAAAUUGUGCAGUAUAAUGACUGGUUAGAUGAAGAAUGUGAUAAUAUGGCAAGAGAAGGUUUACGUACGCUGGUUGUAGCUAAGAAAAAUCUUUCCGAAGAAUCAUACCAGGAAUUUACUGAAAAGUACCACGAAGCUGAAGUGUCUUUAGACGAUCGUAAAGCCAUGAAACAAGAAGUUGUAGCGAAUCUCUUGGAGGCAAAUUUGGAAUUAUUAGGUUUGACAGGUGUUGAAGAUAAACUGCAAGAGGGAGUCAAAAAUACUUUAGAACAAAUGCGUAAUGCUGGUUUAAGGAUAUGGAUGCUGACAGGUGAUAAAAUUGAAACUGCUACGUGUAUCGCUAUUUCAUCGAAGUUGAUAUCGAGAAAUCAGGGCAUACAUACGGUAGCUAGGCUGAAGACUUCAAUGGAAGCAGCAGAUGAGAUUGAUAAUCUAAGACAUAAAACUGACAACUGUUUAGUGAUUGACGGCGAGUCCAUACAGUUGUGUCUUGACAAUUUCAUCGAUGAAUUUAUUGAGAUUGUAACUCUUUUGCCCGUUGUUGUUUGCUGCCGCUGUUCUCCAACUCAAAAGGCCGAAAUUACUCGUUUGAUCAAGGAAUACACUAAAAGAAGAGUCCUGUGUAUUGGCGAUGGUGGGAAUGAUGUCAGUAUGAUUCAGGCUGCCGAUGUGGGCGUCGGUAUCGUUGGUAAGGAGGGCAAGCAGGCUUCCUUGGCUGCUGAUUUCUCCAUCACGCAGUUCAGUCAUUUGACCAAAUUAUUAUUAUGGCAUGGAAGAAAUAGUUACAAGCGUUCAGCCAAAUUGUCACAGUUCGUUAUUCAUCGUGGUCUUAUAAUUUCAGUAAUGCAAGCUGUAUUUUCUGCUUUGUUCUAUUUUGCGCCAAUUGCACUCUAUCAGGGCAUGUUAAUUGUGGGUUAUGCCACAAUCUAUACCAAUGCUCCAGUGUUUUCACUUGUUUUAGACCAGGACGUCAGUCAAGAAAUAGCUAUGAUGUACCCUGAGCUUUAUAAAGAUCUGCGAAAGGGUCGAUCAUUGACCUACAGGACUUUUUUUACUUGGUUACUUAUUAGUGUUUAUCAGGGUGGCACUAUCAUGAUUUUGUCGUUGAUUCUCUUCGAAAAUGAAUUUAUUCAUAUAGUAGCUAUUUCAUUUACAGCUUUGAUCUUCAAUGAAUUAUUAAUGGUAGCAUUGGAAAUCAAUACAUGGCACAAAGUCAUGAUUAUAGCAGAGCUCAUUACUGUGCUAAUCUAUUUCGGUUCUAUGUGGCUUCUACCAACAUAUUUUGACAUGAAAUUUAUCUUAACAACAAGAUUCUUAUGGAAAGUAGCAGUAAUCACAGCUGUAAGCAGCUGUCCGUUAUAUUUUGUUAAAAUGAUUAAGCGAAGGAUCGCUCCUCCUAGUUACACAAAGCUUACAUAA